CUGGGGUGCUGCUGGGUGGUGUUGGCUUUUUGGGGGUUCCUGUCUCUCUCGCUUUCUCUCCCCCUAUUUUUUGAUCAAUUAAAGAAAAUAAUGCUUUCUGUUUGCCACCAGGCCCCUGCUGCCAUUGGCCAGGGCCUCCCACGUGACGAGGAAUUGGCUGCAAUUUCGCCCCAGCCUGGAGUUUAGCAGAGCAGGGUCCCCCUCCGCCUGUAUUAUCAGCAAUAUAACAAUUAUAAAAAGCCCGAGGACCGUCAUCAUCCCCGCCAUCAAAAACCCAAGCCCUCCGAUUUCUCUCCCUCUCCCCCUCCUCCUCCUCCUCCUCCUCCCUCUCCCCCGCCUCCCUCCCGCUUUUUAAAGCCCGGGCCCUGGAAAAGCCAUGAAUUUUGAAUUUGAGAGGGAGAUCGGGUUUAUAAAUAGCCAGCCUUCGCUCGCGGAGUGCCUGACGUCUCUCCCCGCUGUCCUGGAGACAUUUCAAACUUCAUCAAUCAAGGACUCGACGUUAAUUCCUCCUCCUUUCGAGCCGAGCCUCCUCCAGAGCCUGAGCCCUUGUUGCGGCAGCCGGGCGAGCCCGAGCCCAGCUCGGCACGGCCCGGCCCGGCCCGCGGCCCCGCCCGGCCCCCGGGCAGCGCCCUUCCCCUGGAUGAGGGAGAAGAAAUCGUCCAGGAGAGGCAGCCAGGCUCCGGCCGCUUCGUCCCCGCCAUCCUCCUCCUCCUCCUCCUCCUCCUCCUCGCUGCCGAUGCCCGCCGCGGGAUCCCCCGCAGAGGCUCCGGGGCUGUCGGACAGCGGCGGCUCCAGGCGCCUCCGCACCGCCUACACCAACACGCAGCUGCUGGAGCUGGAGAAGGAAUUCCACUUCAACAAGUACCUGUGCCGGCCGCGGCGCGUGGAGAUCGCGGCGCUGCUGCAGCUCACCGAGCGCCAGGUCAAGGUGUGGUUCCAGAACCGCCGCAUGAAGCACAAGAGGCAGACGCAGCACAAGGAAGAAGCCGUUUGGGCCGGGCCGGAUGCAGGCGGCGAGGCCGAGACCUGCCCCGCGUUGGGCGCCAUCGAGGAGCGCGCGGGGAGCGCGGAGCGGCCGCCGCCGCCGGAGCUCGGCGUGUUCUCGCUGGAGCCGUGCCUGGAGCUCGGCCAGGGGCUUUCUCCGGGUGGGCUGGGGUCCCUGGAGAGCCCCCUGCGCUUCUCCGAGGAGGAGCUGGAGCUCUUCAGCAGCGCGCUCUGCACCAUGGACCUGCAGGAUCUGGAUUUUCCCUAGCGGGGGGUGCUCCUGCCCUGCCCUGCCGGAGGGUUUGGGGAGGGCAGCCUGGGAGCGGGCACUGCCAGCACCCCGAAACCUGCCCCGAGAGAAGGGGAACCCCAAAAAUCUGCCCCGAGAGAAGGGGAACCCCCGAAAUCUGCCCUGAGAGAAGGGGAACCCCCGAAAUCUGCCCCGAGAGAAGGGGAACCCAAAAAAUCUGCCCUGAGAGAAGGGGAACCCCCGAAAUCUGCCCUGAGAGAAGGGGAACCCCAAAAAUCUGCCCCGAGAGAAGGGGAACCCCCGAAAUCUGCCCUGAGAGAAGGGGAACCCCAAAAAUCUGCCCCGAGAGAAGGGGAACCCCCGAAAUCUGCCCCGAGAGAAGGGGAACCC
Molecule: messenger RNA, 1624 nt
Organism: Passer montanus (Eurasian tree sparrow)
Lineage: Eukaryota; Metazoa; Chordata; Aves; Passeriformes; Passeridae
Gene: HOXB2
Product: homeobox B2
Exons: 2
Coding region: 377-1252 (291 amino acids)
Biological process (GO): regulation of DNA-templated transcription
Molecular function (GO): DNA-binding transcription factor activity, RNA polymerase II-specific; DNA binding
Source: RefSeq, a predicted model, not a curated record